GGACCAAUUAACUCAUCGAUCGAGAGUUUGUACAUCAACUAGGCAUGAAGAAUGCGAUGAAUGAAUCCAAAAUCUAACACACCAGUCUCGUCUCUAAUCUACUCUGCUCGAAAGCUGCAGAAGCUGGGCUCUUGUCGAGGCAAGAAUCACCUGCCAGAGAGAGAGAGACGCUCCAUCUUGCGAUUGUUUACUUAGUGGUAGACUUACCCCCAGCUCCUUCAGCGAGUCCUUCCAGUUCCCCGGCAAUGUGCCUAUCACCCAUAUAAGCAAAUAUUUGGUUCAUUUGUCCCGCGCCUUAUCACCUUUCUGUGCCUUUUCUAGUAUGUCGAUGGCGGCCUGGAUGCGCUUCAUGCCUGCGUGCGCCACUGGCCAACGAAUUCGUACGUGAGGUGCAAAUAAGAGCCCUGUACAUGUGCAAUUCCGUUGUUGAUCUUCUCACGUUUGAGCAUGGAGUGAUAGUGUUUGUGCUGCGAAUUGCGAAGCCUCUUGGCAUAUUUGACCAUCUCAUCGGGCUCCUUCCCUGACUUGGCCCUGCACACAGGGACCACCAGACGCACCAUUUGUUGACGUGUCCUUGGUACGGAGAUCUUUCCUGUACCGCGCCAUAGUUGAGUCAUAAAACGCCUUUGAGCUGUGCUCCAUCCGGUUGGCGUCACCUGCAACGCAUACAGCCCGAAAAAGGCCUAUGUCUGCCCGUCCCCUGUGCCCCACCGAUGUGUUUCUUGAAGCGUAGGAGGAAGUCCCUAAGGAAAGAUAUAAAGAUGGGGAUCUGCGCGGGGUCCUUGAAGUCAUCGACGCUCAGCGGCACCCCUCCUUUGUCGUCGGUGUGGGGAGGCCCUGCCCUCAUGUGCUGGACCAAGUUGAGCCGGGGAAGGCCCCAUGAGAGGGCGCCCUUGAGCGACGAAUCGAAGCCUGAUGAUGACAGGAGCGCGGAGUGGAGAGAUCAAACCAUUCAUGGUUUCUGCACACCUGCAAGGUCGUCUUUGAGCUGAUUCUCGACUUGCAGGAGCUCUUCACUCAUGUGUUCGGCGCCAUCUAUCGCCUGCAAGAAGCACAGAGAGAUCUGCCGGGUGGCGCCACGAACUGUCGUAUCUGUUGAAGUUGCUGUGUGCCGAACACACAC
Messenger RNA from Vitrella brassicaformis, 1123 nucleotides. NCBI's taxonomy places the organism in Eukaryota, Vitrellaceae. The record is from the annotation of a GenBank genome assembly.